AUAAAACCCCAUAAUUAAUAUCUCUCCCAAAAUCAGCAACCCAUUGAGUUGCAAUCUCACAUCAAUUAUUCUAAUCAGCCAACAACAAUUCAUCUAUUUAUAAUCAAUAUAGAUACCAAUUAGUGAAACCAAAAAAAGAAAAACACAAGUUAACAUGGAUUUUCUUGAGCAAGCAAAAACCACACUAGAACCAUUUCAAACAACUCUACUAUUGAUAAUUUUUCCACUCACUUUUUUGCUACUAAGUUUAGCAUCAAAAUUUGGCAAAAGAGUACCCUAUCCACCAGGACCAAAAGGGUUACCCUUAAUUGGCAACAUGAACAUGAUGGACAAACUUACACAUAGAGGCUUAGCAAACUUAGCAAAACAAUACGGCGGCGUUUUGUACCUCCGCAUGGGUUUUAUUCACAUGGUUGCAGUUUCAAACGCGGAAGCAGCGCGUGAAGUAUUACAACUACACGACAACAUCUUCUCAAAUCGCCCAGCGACAAUAACGAUAAGUUACCUCACUUAUAACCGUGCUGACAUGGCUUUCGCUCAUUAUGGUCCCUUUUGGCGCCAAAUGCGAAAACUUUGCGUCAUGAAACUCUUUAGUCGCAAACGCGCUGAGUCUUGGAAAUCCGUUAGAGAUGAAAUUGGCGUCGUUAUCACCAACGUUAACGAUAAUAUAGGAAAGCCUGUUAACGUUGGUGAGUUGAUUUUUAAUUUAACAAAAAAUAUUAUAUAUCGAGCUGCUUUUGGGUCAUGUUCGAAAGAAGGACAAGAUGAAUUCAUUUCAAUACUUCAAGAGUUUUCGAAAUUGUUUGGAGCUUUCAAUAUUGCGGAUUUUGUUCCUUGUUUGAGGUGGAUUGAUCCUCAAGGUUUUAAUGCUAGGCUUGUUAAGGCUCGUGGUGCGUUGGAUGGUUUUAUUGAUAAGAUUAUUGAUGAACACGUGGAGAAGAAAAAUAAUAUUAUGGGUGAUUGUGGUGGUGAUGAAAUAUAUGAAGGUAGUGAUAUGGUUGAUGAAUUGUUGGCUUUUUACAGUGAUGAGGCUAAAGUGAAUAAUGAAUCGGAUGAUCUUCAAAACUCCAUUAAACUCACUAGGGAUAACAUCAAAGCCAUCAUUAUGGAUGUGAUGUUCGGAGGGACAGAAACAGUGGCUUCAGCAAUGGAAUGGGUGAUGUCAGAGUUGAUGAGAAAUGGAAGAGAUCUAAAGCUCGUGCAGGAAGAACUAACGAAAGUGGUUGGGUUGGAUCGACAUGUGGAGGAGGAAGACAUUGAGAAACUCGCUUAUCUAAAAUGUGUCAUCAAAGAGACAUUGCGUCUUCACCCACCAAUUCCCCUUCUUCUCCACGAGACGGCAGAGGAAGCUAAAAUUCUCAAUUAUUUUAUCCCUAAGGGCUCACGCGUUAUGAUAAAUGUGUGGGCCAUAGGUAGAGAUGAAGACUCGUGGGAGGACCCUGAAGAUUUCAACCCUUCACGCUUCCUCAACCUUAGUGCUCCUGAUUUCAAAGGAAAUAACUUUGAUUUUAUUCCAUUUGGGUCUGGGCGAAGAUCCUGUCCCGGGAUGCAAUUGGGCUUGUACGCAUUGGAAUUGGGCUUAGCCCACUUACUACACUGCUUCACGUGGGACUUACCGGAUGGAAUGAACCCCAACGAGCUUGACAUGAAUGAUGUUUUCGGACUCACCGCUCCAAGAGCGAUUCGACUUAUUGCAGUUCCAACUAAACGUGUCUUAUGUGCGCUUUGAUAUUUUAUUUUUUUUCAUUAUAUUAUAUCAUAGUGUGCUUUUUGUGGUCCUUCUAUUCUCAUUACUCACUGUUAUCAGCUUUUUGUUGUAUAGUUCUUAUUACAUUAUUAUUUUAAAUAUAACUUAAACCGCAAUCAAACUGAAAAGUUGACACGGGAAAUUGUGCGAUUGUUAUCAUUUUUAGUUUUAUUUUUAUAUUUUUAUUAAGGAGAGCUGUCAAA
Molecule: messenger RNA, 1950 nt
Organism: Cicer arietinum (chickpea)
Lineage: Eukaryota; Viridiplantae; Streptophyta; Magnoliopsida; Fabales; Fabaceae
Product: cytochrome P450 84A1-like
Molecular function (GO): monooxygenase activity; heme binding; oxidoreductase activity, acting on paired donors, with incorporation or reduction of molecular oxygen
Source: RefSeq, a predicted model, not a curated record